Oncorhynchus mykiss (rainbow trout) is the source of this 10978-nucleotide messenger RNA. NCBI's taxonomy places the organism in Eukaryota, Metazoa, Chordata, Actinopteri, Salmoniformes, Salmonidae. The record is from RefSeq and is a predicted model, not a curated record.
GACCAAAAAGCACAUUUCUGUUUUAAUUUUUACUAUAGCCAAUUAUGACUGUGUGGCUGUGGUAACUUGACAGUAUGAACUCGCCGAUUAUAUCCGUGAAACUGAAACAUUCAAAAUGAAUUGUCUUCCAUUGAAUGCGCUAUUUAAACAUAAAUUAAUGUUGCUGGUUGUGGCUGCAAAUGUUGCCAGUCGGAAAAACGCCUACCUCAAGACACGGGACUGUUCAAGUUUCACUCAACGUUGAAUAACAAUAAUAUUGUGUCAACAUUUCAACGCUAUGGACUGGAGCGGCCUGAAAAAGAACACAAGAAUAUGGUGUCAUUGAAAUCAUAACCUCAGAAUAAAGACAGAGCAGAUGGCUGACGUGGAGAGGAUCAACAAGGAGACAGGAGAGCUGAGCGCCUCAGGGGAGCUAGCUGCCCCCCUGGAUCUGAAGGAGGGAGGGGGGGGGUUGAGAGGUGGAGGACCCCAGACCCAUCCCCUACUGGUCCUCCGAGAGAUGCUCCAACAGAUGGAGACACACACACACAAGGAUAGUAUGAACACCUCUGGCCAGAAACACACACACCUCUCCCCUGACCACACACAUACCAAAAAGGAAACCAUGGACCAGAGCGAGAUAGACACACCCCUCCCCCUCGACCAAAAAGAGGAACACUUGCGCCAAGUCCUGCCUCUCUACAUACAGGUAUGUGAAAGUGGUGGUGGGACAGAGGAGCUGGAUCUGAGGAGUCUAGCUGCUCUGACUGCAGACACUGUGGUCUCCAACAUCCAUGCCAUACUGGCAGAAAAACCUGCAGAGGAGGCUCGCUACGAGGUGCAGCAGUUCUUCCAGAGAAGAGACGAGACGGACAACACAGACGAUAUAGACAACAGUGAGAUAGACAGCAGGGAGACAGACAGGACAGAGGAGACAGACAGGGGAGAGUCACACAGCCAGACAACACAGACAGACAAUGCAGGAUGGCUUCUGUUGAAGACUCUGUCUUUCCUGACUGCUACAAACUCUACUGAAUUGAUGUCUGUAGUAAAGCCAGGUCUGCCGGCGGCCCUGGUGAAGUGUCUCUACCUGCUAGUGUGUCUACCGUCCCGGAAGGAGAGAGCAGCAGUAGAGGAGACCUUUCAAGAACUGCUCAUACAGGUCCUGUUACAGCUGUGCUGUCACACUUCCAGUGUGGAGGAGAUGGUGGAGACUGAGGAGUUGCAGUGUCUGAUCAUCUCGCUCACAUCACUACACGACCAGACUAGUGCCCCCUGGAGGCACCAGGCAUCACGUGUUCUCAGAGCUGUCUCUGCUGCUAAGACACCCAAUACCGUCCCCUUCCUACAGGCUAAGAACUGUGUGCGUAUCUGUAUUCAGAACCUGCAGCGUAUCAGUGAUUGUGCCCCAGCUCCAGUCUUAGCUGAGGUGGCUGUCACAGUGUUCAGCUUCAUCAGAGACUCCUACCAGCUCAACCCUGCUCUGUUCACCGAGCUUGAAAAUAACGAUGGAUACACUGUCUUACAGGCCAUCAUGACCCGGUGUGAGGAGGGUGUGCCUGCGGAGGAGUUUGGUCCAGUAGAGGACCUGUUAUCUCUGCUAGCGUCUUUGUGUCUGUUUGGGAGGUCAGAGCUGAAGGUGGCGCUCUGUGUCACCAACCCUCAGCCACCUGGCUUCAAGUUUGACCCCUCACUCACCACAGGCUCUGCGGUAAGGAACCUAUCAGCGUUCCGUUUGCUCCAGGGUUCCUUCCAGCGGUCAGAGGACUGUGUUUUCUGCAGCCAGAUCCUAAGCACCAUCAGGACUGUGUGGUCAUGGAACAGGGCCAACUUCUUCCUGUUAGAGUGGACUGUUCAAUCACUGGCUCAGCUAGCUCAGUGUGUUUCGAAGAAACCACCUCCUGUACACAGACUGUUCUUCUCUAUGUUAGAGAUGGUGGCAUUCCAUCUUAAUUACAUCCCCCACGAGGCUGUGCGUGCGGUGCAGGCGGUGCUGAAGCAGGGCUGGGCAGGGGCCGUGGCCGGAGGGGCACAGUUUGGAGUGGCUGCCCUCGGCUGCUUCCACAGGUUGACAGUGCGUAGUGGUCUGCUAGCGGAGGUUCUCAGUGAUGGAGGUCUGUUGGAACUUCUGCUUGGAGAACUACGCAGGAGGGCCAAGAUACUCAGGAAGGCUAGAGGAGCAGGUCCCCAAGAUCAGUCAGCUGUAGAGGACAAUGAGAGAGCUCUCACCACCAGCAUGCUCACAGUAGUGGCUGCCCUCACCCUACGCUCCAUCAGAAACACAGUGUCAGUCCGUGACCUUGGGAUGGUUCCCUACAUAAAGAUAUUUCUAGAUGAGGAGCAGUACAGAGGACCAACCCUCAGCAUCCUGGAGCAGCUGUCAGAGAUAAACCCUGACGAGUUUAUGUCUACGGCUAUAGGAGCUCUCUGUUCCUCUACACAACAGGAGCUGGGGCUCAAACAAGACCUGCUGCAGUCAGUUUUGAAGGUUCUGGAGAGACCUAACAGUUGGGGGGCGUUUCGACGUGCGCGGGGCUUCACCGGCCUGCUGUCCCUGGUGGUGGACAUGGAGGGGGCUCUGAGUGACUCCACUCAGGGUGGGGUGUGGGGUGCUAAGGAGCAGCAGGGGAUACUAGACCUCCUCUUCCUCACCCUACACACCCUCGCUCUAGCUGUCCAUGUACACCCUGUCAACUCACACCAGUUCCAGGCUGAAGGGUUCUACGAGAGGCUGGCUGAAGCCUUACUACGGCUGGGUUGUUUCCAGACUGAGGGCUGGGAGGCGACAGAGAGGAUGGAGGGCCACGCUGGGGGUAUGAUGAGUAGGGGCCUGGGCCAGAGAUGGGGUCAGAGAGAAACAGAGGACAAUCAUUCUCUUGGGAGGAGCUUCCACCAGUUUCUGGAGCUUUCUGAGACCCCAGUGCUCACCUCCCUCUCUUCCACCUCCAAGCCACCCCUGCCUCCCCCUUUACAGACCUGUAUCAGGCUCCUCUCCUACCUGGACCAAUUAGCUACAGGGACCUACGCUGCCCUUAAGAUGACAGCAGGACAUGUGGGAGAGAAGAGAGAGGAGGGGGGAGAUGGAGAGACCCAGGGGGGAGGAGAGAGGCUGCAGACUGUGCCACCAACCCAACAGACUUUACAGACACCAGAGGAUGAACUACCGGGGGGAUCCAGACCUGCAGGCCACAGCGUCGCUGUUGUCUGCUCUGAGACUAACUACAGGUUUACCUGUGACCAGACCAUACUGUAUCCUGGAGCCCUCAGGGUCAUCAUGACUCUCCUGCCUCAUGUCUUUACUGCAGAGGAUCCACAGCUGUCAGUGGAGGUCCAGUACUCAGUAGCCCACCACCUCCAGGUGAUGGUAACAUCAGAGAAGAACCGUCAGAUUGUCUGCAAGGGGGGUUUGGUGUCCACUCUACUAACCCACUGUCGAAGCAUCCUGCUCAGGCCGGACCACCCACUAUACCUGCCUGACACACGCAUCCUGGAGAAAAUCUCCUCACACUCCAUCUCCCACAUAGACCUCAGGCGUUUCCUGUGUCUUUGUGAUCCUCUGAUGUGCCAAGCUAACAAAAUUGCUGCCACCUCUGCUCCAGAAUCCAACACACAAUGCCCCUUUUCUCCCUCCAAUGGCCACAGCCCAGAGAAGGCAGACAGCUUAACAGAUAGUGAGACCACCACUCGCUCCAUCAUGAAGCGCUCUUUUAGCCUGCUGAGCUCCUCUCCUCCUAUUGGCUCUCCUGUCGGCCAGCCCCUCCCCCUGCACCAAAUCAUUAGCCUAGUCUCUAUGACGUCACCAAGGAGCUUCCGACCACACCGAGUCUCCACCUCUCCGGCCUUUGUGGAGUUUGAUAUGACUGAGAGUGGCUAUGGAUGUCUAUUUCUACCAUCCCUGGCUACAGUGAAAGGUGUCAAUGCUGACUCCAUCCCAACAGGGGGAAUAGGAGGAGACUGUCGUGGUUUCCCUCCGGCAGCAGGCCUGUCAUAUUCCUGCUGGUUCCUGAUCAGCAGGUUCAGUUCAGCCCGUGAUUCCCACCCGAUCUGGCUGCUGUCUGUGGUGCGCCAUAUGUCCCGUGCCGAACAGCAGUACGUCUGUCUGUCUGUCUCCAUCUCAGCCAGCGAUGGAUGUUUGGUCAUCUCAACUGAGGAGGAGCCUUUCACCUUCCUGGAUAUGAUGGAGCCAGAGGUGCGGACCCCCAGCUCACUGCCAGGUUCUCUGAGGUUCAAAUGCUCCAGUCAGCUGACCCCAGGUCAGUGGCACCAUCUGGCCAUUGUCAUGGCAAAGGACGUGAAGAAGAGCUGUAAGGUCACGGCCCACCUCAAUGGGAAACUGGUGGGAGCAGCAAAGAUGCUGUACAUCCAACCGUUCCCGGGUCAGUACAUUUCCAUGGAACCCACGGCGGUGAUUGACGUGUGUGCCUUCAUUGGAACGCCGUCUAUAUGGAAACAGCACGCUUCGUUGGUGUGGCGCGUCGGGCCCACCUACCUGUUUGAGGAAGUGCUGAGUCCAGGGGCUGUAGGAGUCAUCUACAACCAGGGAACAGCCUACUUGGGAAAUUACCUGGCUCUACGCAACACAGGCUCUGGCCCAGACCCCCUCCCUUUCAGGCUGGUCCCUGAGGAGAGGAUUUCAUUUGGCAUCAACCCGGCUGUAGCAACUUUAACCACGGUAGCAGAGAUACGAGAAAGCUACAACGAGGUGGACUGCCGUCUCAUCGCCAAAGAGAUGGGAAUCACUUCCAGGGAUGACUCCACCCCUGUGUUCCUGUCUCAAAACAUCAGCCACCACCUGACUGGCACUGCACGCACCAUAGGAGCUGCACUGGUUGGACACUUUGGAGUGCGGACGUUCGCUCCCAGCAGCGCAGGGGAUAGCUUUCUGUACCUUGGAGGGCCGGCGGUGAUCCUAAGCAUGGUUGCUAUGGCGGCAGACGAUGGAGCGCUGUAUGCAGCAGUGAAAGUUCUGCUGUCUGUGUUGGAGACAAGCCCUGCCAUGGAGCGGGAGAUGACACGCAUCAACGGCUACAAGCUCCUAGCAUUCCUGCUGAAGAUUAAGAGCACUGUGUUGAGCAGUAGAACCUUUCAGCUGGUGCUGUCUCUGUCUGGUUCAGUGGACCACCUGGGAUCUGGAGCCGCUUGUCUACACAACAGACCCGCCUUCAAUGCUCUGCUCUGUGACCUGGAGGUGUGGAAGAACACUGCGGAAAGUCUGGACCUGUCAGUUCUCAAUCACUUUGCUGAAAUCCUGACAUCAUCAAGUGGUGACCAUGGUAAUGCAAAGGUCAUGCAUAACCUGGGUCUGGUGCCCAAACUGCUCUUCCUAUUGGCUGACCCCAUGGUGACCCCCAGGAAAGUAAAGGUUGCCACCUGUAUCAUCACUUGCCUGCUUAGAGAACACUUCACCUCCACCGACAUACGCAGACUUGGCCUCUUCCUGGUGUACACAGUGCCUCCCCCAAGUGUGAGUGAAAGCUCUGGACUCUCUGACACUCUUGAUGAGGAAACCAAAGCUCAAAGUUUCAGUCCAGCCAGACUAGUGUGGGUCCGUAAUCAACUGCUGUCUUCUCUCUGUGACCUCAUCAGCUCAGACAGUCUUCUCACUGCAGAUGAGCGGAAAGAGCUGAUCCAGACACUGGGCAGUGAUUGGUUCCUGCUGUUCCUGCAGCCCCGCCUCCACUCUUCCACCCUGUGCCUAGGGCUCCGCCUACUCACACUUCUCCUGGCCAAUCAGAGCGAGCGGAACAGCUUCAGAGAGGGCGUGUUCCCAGGCACCCUAGUAGAGAGCCUGGAUGAACCCUCUGUUGUCAUAGACAACCUGAGAGCUUAUGAGUGGUCCUAUGAGUGUCAGAGUGUCACUUGCGCAGGCUUCGACGUGCUGCAAAGGCUUCUGGUCCGCCAGGCUCACCUGCCUCAGGUGUACGGAGCGCUGGCCGCUCUACUGCUGGGGAAGAGAGGAGGAGAAACGCCUGACGGACAGCUGGAUCUGGAUGAAGUUCUGCAGGCAGUGAUUGACAGCACAGAGUACACAAACUCUGCUCCCUUACAGCUGUGUUCCAAGUCUGCAGCCAUGCUACUGGAGCUGGUCAAGGCCAUCAUCACACAGCGGUCAUCUGCCGCUGAUGCAUCUUGGGAGUUGCAGUUUCCCGGCAGUGUGAUGCAGUUCCUCUGUCUGGUACACAAUCACCGCCCCCGAGACCCACUAUGGACGUCUCCAGAGUUUCUACACACGCUCGCCAGCACUGUGUUUCCCCCUGAGAGUGAAGAGGUGUGUCAGCCAACCAGGAAGCAGGUGUGUGACUUCAUCCGUAUCCUCUUAAUGGACAGCCUGCUCAACGUGCCUGCCAAAGAACACACACACCCCCUACUGCUGCUACUGGAGUAUUCCCCAGAAGGAGCAUCGUUGGAGCGGAGACAGGUCUUCCAAACUGAAUUGCUUGAGUUCUUCAUGGAGAUCAUCCACAUGACCAGCCAGGAGAAUGGACAUAACACACACCUCACCACAAAGGAGUCAAACUCCCAGAGUCCUGAGGGGCAGAUGGCCACACUGAUGGAGAACAUGGUGCUUUUCAGUCAGAAGUUUCUGGAGAAACUCUACAGCGGCAUGUUUCUGGUUGAGCCAGAGAACCUGCUCACCUUCCUAGCAGACCAGAUAGUGGUGGUGAUGGAGAAGGGCCUAUCACAGAAAGAGAACACAGUUUCCUCCCUCUACACCAACACCAACCGAGCCCUGCUCUACUUCCUUUCCCGCCCACAACACACACAGGCCGAACAGGAUGCUGUCAUCAGGACGCUGCAGGUGGUCAUGGCGCGCUGGGACGUAGUCAUGGCAACCUACAAUGCCAAUGUGAACUUUAUUACCUGCCUGCUGCACUGUCUACUGUUGAUACGAUCUGGCAGCUACCCAGAAGGCUUUGGGUUUGAAAGUCACAAGAAACACCAGCGGAGAAUCCUGUCUCAUCUGUUCCCUCUCAAGACCAGCCACACUACCACACUCAGCCAAGUACCUGAUUCAGACACAGAGCUGAUGUCCCAAGUAGAGUCUGUGUGGUCUAAGAUCCUUACUGAGAGACGCACCAUUCUAGAAGACACCUACAAGAUUGAGCUCUCAGCUAAUCAGACGCAGAGGAUGGGACCUGUCAGCAUGAGUGACAUCAGCCCGCUGUGGGAGGAGACAGCACUCAAGGUGUGGCAGUUAUACACAGGCAAUGUGAAGAGGAAGCUGACUAGCACCACCCAGAGGAAAGAUAGUGUAAUCAGCUCUGCUUUUCGCUCUGUCCACAAACGACUGGGGAGAGAAACUGGCACUGUGGAGGAGUUCCUGUCUUGUAUGGAGGCCCAUUUGAAGAGAGGUCAGGAGAUGUUUGAGAAGCUGAGGAAGAACCACACACAGCUGAGUGUUUAUGAGUGGGAGCGGUUGGGGACUAUGUGGCUGUGUGUGGAGGAGGAGCUGCUAAGGGAGAGGGGUGUGUUCGGCCCGGGGCCGGGGGUGGUGCUGACACGAGGCUGGGUCCAGGAUGCAGCUGAAGGCCCCAACCGCACCAGGCCUCGCAUCCGCAGGAGAGCGCAGCGACACUCCAAACGGUUGGCAGAUAUGUGUGUGAGAAAUGGUCUGCCAGAGGAGAGCAAAGGAAGGACAGAGACUGACUCAGAGUCAAGGAUCCUGUUUGAGCCAGGGACAGAGGAAGAGGAGGAUGGUGGAGAGGACUGUAACCGCCUAACCUUUUUCCCUGUCCUGACUGAGACUACUGCACCUCUCACUGAGCUCUUCACCCCAGCGUCCACCACCCCUGAGCCCUGCUCACAUACACACACCUGCAGCCACACACACACCAUACUACAGGAGCUGGAGCCUGAUGAAGAGGUUAAAGCGAAGGUGUGUGUGGUGGUGGUCAGUGGGCUGUCUGUAACAGAGGGGCUGCUGUUGUUUGGGACAGACAGUCUGUACAUGUGUGAGGGCUUCACCCUAAGCCCCGCAGGAGACGUCUGCUGCAGAAAACACCACCCCACUGGUGUGCGUGACGCGUUCGUUUCCAGUAUGUUGACUAAAGACAUAUCUUCAUCCAGCCCCAGCUGCAAACGAUGGCCCUACCAGGACAUAAGAGAUGUCCGCUUUAUGCGUUUCCUUCUAGAGGAAAAUGCGCUGGAGAUCUUUAUGCAGAACGGAUACUCUACUUUCCUGGUUUUCUUCAACAAAGACCAUGUGUCUGCUUUUAAAAGGCUGUGUUCAGUGGUGCCAGCAUUGAUAGGUAGAGGGGUUGCUGAGGUCAUAACUAAUGCCAGGAAGACUCCAGUGAUGGAGAAGACUACUCAGGUGAAAUGGCAGCGUGGGGACAUUAGUAAUUUUGAGUACCUGAUGCAUUUGAACACUCUGGCUGGUAGAACCUAUAGUGACCUCAUGCAGUACCCCGUCUUCCCCUGGGUCCUAGCUGACUACAAGUCGGAGACCCUGGAUCUGACCAAACCGGCGACAUUUCGUGACCUCUCGAAACCAAUGGGAGCCCAGACAGAGAAGAGGAGAGACAUGUUUAUUCAGAGAUUUAAUGAAGUGGAAAAUGGUGAAGGUGACCUGGCAGUGAGGUGUCACUACUGUACCCACUAUUCUUCGGCCAUCAUCGUGUCUUCCUUCCUCGUUCGGAUGGAACCCUUCUCACACACCUUUCUGACCCUACAGGGAGGGUAUGACAUAGCAGAGAGGAUGUUCCAUAGUGUGAAGAAGGACUGGGACUCCGCCUCCAGAGACAACAUGAGCGAUGUCAGAGAGCUGAUUCCAGAGUUCUACUACCUACCUGACUUCCUGGUUAACACAAACCACUUCAAACUAGGCUGUAUGCAGGACGGUACCACUCUAGGGGACGUUGUCCUCCCUCCCUGGGCUAAGGGAGACCCCCGGGAGUUCAUCAGAGUUCACCGGGAGGCUCUGGAGAGUGAGUAUGUUAGCUCCCACCUCCACCUGUGGAUCGACCUGAUCUUUGGGCACUGCCAGCAGGGACCAGCCGCUGUAGAGUCCCUCAACACAUUCCACCCCUACUUCUACGCCCAGAGAGGGAAAGGGACAAGGGGGCAGGAUGCACUCAGAGACCCCCUUAUCAAGAGUACCAUCCAGGGAUAUGUCAAUAACUUUGGACAGGUUCCCAAACAGCUGUUCAACAAGCCCCACCCUCCUCGUGCCGGCUCAAAAAAGGAGGGAUCAGCACCCGCCCAGCCAACCCCCUUUUUCUUCAGACUGGACAAGCUCAAACCCUCCAUUCAACCAUUCAAAGAGCUCCUUCGUGGUCCAGUAGGCCAGGUGGUUUGUUUGGACAAAGAGGUUUUGGUCGUAGAGAAGAACAGACUACUGAUCCCUCCUCUGUGGAAUGUCUACUUCUCCUGGGGCUUCCCUGAUAACUCCUGCUCCUUCGGACACUACACCACUGAGAAAACCUUUGCUGUAUGUGAGAGUAUGUGUGACUGGGGGAAGAUGCUGUGUGCAGCGUGUCCCAACCAAGCUACCAUAGUCACUGCUGGGAUCAGCUCAGUGGUGUGUGUGUGGGAUGUUUCCAUCAGCAAGGACAAACUCACUCACAUGAAACUCAGACAGGCGCUGUAUGGUCAUACCGAUGCAGUAACGUGUCUGGCGGUGUCUGAGGUUCAUGGAGUGAUAGCCAGCGGUUCGCGUGACCUGACCUGUAUACUGUGGGACCUUGAGGAACUCAACUACAUCACUCAGCUACCUGGACACAAGGCUAGCAUCACAGCACUUGCUAUCAAUGACCUCACGGGUGAGAUAGCAUCGUGUGCAGGGCCGGUCCUGUACCUGUGGAGUAUGAAGGGUCAGUUACUCACCUGGCUCGACACAUCCUGUGGCUCUGAUGUCACUUCCUGCAGCUCAGAUGGGGACAUCCUGUCUGUCUGCUUCACUCAGAGACACGAGUGGGAUCCACAAAACGUUAUAGUCACUGGCUGUGCUGACGGGAUAGUGAGGAUCUGGAGGACGGAGUACACUAGAACAUCACCUGAUCCUCCACAGCAGCCCACAUCCCCAGGACAGGAUCAGUCUGCAAUGACCACAGACGGAAUGUCGGGUCCGAGUCAGAGCUGGGAGAGACACCUGGUGUUGUGUCGGCCACUAAACAGGAGUGAAGCAGUGUCCAGACGGCGCUACAAAAACAACCCUGCAGUCACUGCUCUAGCCAUGUCCAGGACGCAUGCUACUCUGCUGGUUGGAGAUGGCUGGGGUAGAGUCUUCACCUGGACCUGUGAGUGAUGGGGAAGGAGCAGUUGGGUGUGUCUGUUUGUGUGUGGGUGCCUGCGUGCAUGUAUGGGUGUGGUGUGUGUGCAUGUGCGUGCAUGGGUGGGUGCGUGAGUUCCAUACAACCAACAAUACACCAAAACCCAGCCUGCACUUCAGGAAGCUCUUAUUCCACUGCACAUGUGCACUCUCACCAGCCCCUGCCUCACCUCCAGACCGACCACCACACUCCAAUCGUAGAGAGAUGUUCUCUCUCUCAAAGUCUCCAGGCACAGGGAGGAAAUGGAGAGAGGGAGGAUCAGGACUUUAUUUUUGAGUGUUUACAAACUAUUUACACUGGACCUUAUUACAAGAUUAACACAUGACAUGGAAGGAACAGAUCAAUGAAUCAUGUGGUUUCAACCUAUAUACAGAUCAUACAUUUCAAUGUACUUUAUAGUAGUAACUUUUAGGUAUUUUGUUGAUGAAGCUCGGUUAUUUAAUUGUGAAUGUAUCUGUUUACAGUGCAUUCGGGAAUUAUUCCGACCCCUUCACUUAUUCUACAAUGGAUUUUUUUUUUAAGUAUCAAGAAUCUGCACACAAUACCCAAUAAGGACAAAGCGAAAGCAGGUUUUUAGAUAUUAGUGCAAAUAUAUGAUUUAUCUAUUUACAUAAGCAUUCAGACCCUUUGCUAUGACACUCAAAAUUGAGCUCAGUUUCAUCCUGUUACCAUUGAUCAUCCUUGAGAUGUUUCUACAACUUGAUUGGGUCCACCUGUGGUAAUUCAAU